Messenger RNA from Aegilops tauschii subsp. strangulata, 694 nucleotides. RefSeq lists its product as uncharacterized. Lineage: Eukaryota; Viridiplantae; Streptophyta; Magnoliopsida; Poales; Poaceae. The record is from RefSeq and is a predicted model, not a curated record.
UUUUACACAAUGGCCCACUGUAGCUCUCUGCCUUUACUCCUGCAAGUCAGAGGAGCCGGCUCCAGCAAGCAGAGAGGCCGCAAGAAAACGGAAGCAGCAGUACCAGCGCGACCACGAAUGGCGUCGAUCUCGAGCUUGGAUUUGGGAAAGAUCGUGCCGACGGCCGGCUACCUCCUCCACCGCUGCGCCGCCGUCCCCAGCGCCCCUGUUCUCCGGGGGAGGAGCGCGAGCGGGCGGUGCGGCCUCGCCGUCUCGGUCUCGUCCUCCAAUGGUGCAGCUGGGCUCUCCCCACUGAGUGACUCGGAGAAGAAAUGCCCUGUGGUGAUGGAGAUCCCACUGGAAGAUAGCUGGAGCCGCUAAUGUGAACGCGUGCUAAUGAUCCUGACAAGGUGCAGGAGCUCAUGGACAGCAUCCGUGUCAUCGGCCUCCAAGUACCUGUGGGCAUCCUUUCCUUUUAACAUUAAUUUUUCCAAAAUUAUUUUCUUUUAGCUCAUAAGAUAAAUUAUGUCAGAACUGGAAUUUUCUUAUGUGGAAUUGAGUACAUAGAAAUAAAGUUGUAGAGUAGCUAAUACAUGGCCGACCACUGCUACUGAAUUUAGUGAUCUCCACACAGUUGUCUGUGGACGUUUGUGCUAUGGUUGAUUGAGAUUCACUUGAUUGAGUAUGCGUGUCAAUAUUCAAGUUGGGUUGUUUA